UUCGACAGGAAGUGAGCAGUUCAAGAGCUAGUCACGAGAAGAUUGAGGUAUAAUAAGAAGCCACGUCAUGAAAACUUGACUGAGGAAACAAACGUUCGUGAAUAAUUGUUGUAAUCGAAAGGGAAUUAUAACACAAGGGGUAUCGUCAGUCACCACAGGACUUUGGGACUGUUCGUUUGCCUUUAGGCAAUUCGUUGACUGUGGUCGUUUUGCCAAGAUCGUAUGGAAAGAUGUCAGAUAUCGGGGACUGGUUCAAAACAAUCCCGUUCAUCACCCGGUACUGGUUUGCUGGGUCGAUUGCGGUUCCCUUGAUAGGUAAACUGGGACUAAUCAGUCCCAUGUACCUCGUCUUAUGGCCAGAGAACUUCUUUCACAAAUUUCAGGUAUGGAGACCAAUCACCUCCACCCUAUACUUCCCUGUGGGCCCUGGAACAGGCUUCCUCUACCUAGUGAAUCUUUAUUUCCUCUACCAGUACUCUACCAGGCUGGAGACAGGUGGGUUCACACAGUACUCUACCAGUACUCUACCAGGCUGGAGACAGGUGGGUUCACACAGUACUCUACCAGUACUCUACCAGGCUGGAGACAGGUGGGUUCACACAGUACUCUACCAGGCUGGAGACAGGUGGGUUCACACAGUACUCUACCAGGCUGGAGACAGGUGGGUUCACACAGUACUCUACCAGGCUGGAGACAGGUGGGUUCACACAGUACUCUACCAGGCUGGAGACAGGUGGGUUCACACAGUACUCUACCAGGCUGGAGACAGGUGGGUUCACACAGUACUCUACCAGGCUGGAGACAGGUGGGUUCACACGGUACUCUACCAGGCUGGAGACAGGUGGGUUCACACGGUACUCUACCAGGCUGGAGACAGGUGGGUUCACACGGUACUCUACCAGGCUGGAGACAGGUGGGUUCACACGGUACUCUACCAGGCUGGAGACAGGUGGGUUCACACAGUACUCUACCAGGCUGGAGACAGGUGGGUUCACACAGUACUCUACCAGGCUGGAGACAGGUGGGUUCACACAGUACUCUACCAGGCUGGAGACAGGUGGGUUCACACAGUACUCUACCAGGCUGGAGACAGGUGGGUUCACACAGUACUCUACCAGGCUGGAGACAGGUGGGUUCACACAGUACUCUACCAGGCUGGAGACAGGUGGGUUCACACAGUACUCUACCAGGCUGGAGACAGGUGGGUUCACACAGUACUCUACCAGGCUGGAGACAGGUGGAUUCACACGGUACUCUACCAGGCUGGAGACAGGUGGAUUCACACGGUACUCUACCAGGCUGGAGACAGGUGGGUUCACACGGUACUCUACCAGGCUGGAGACAGGUGGGUUCACACGGUACUCUACCAGGCUGGAGACAGGUGGGUUCACACAGUACUCUACCAGGCUGGAGACAGGUGGGUUCACAUGGUCCUCUAGCAGGGGCCAGUUCAGGACCAUGUAAUGUUACAGAACGUUCAGAUACAAACCUUCAUGUAGAAUAGGGAGUUGUCAGGGAAACAGAAUUAAUAGAUCUGUAACAAGGUUCAGAAUGUUUCACAUCACUGAGUAGUCCUAUAUCCCAGUGAAGACAGGUGGGUUCACGCCAGG
This is a messenger RNA of Salmo salar (Atlantic salmon), 1610 nucleotides long. The record is from RefSeq and is a predicted model, not a curated record. Lineage: Eukaryota; Metazoa; Chordata; Actinopteri; Salmoniformes; Salmonidae.